Ciona intestinalis (vase tunicate) is the source of this 1861-nucleotide messenger RNA. Lineage: Eukaryota; Metazoa; Chordata; Ascidiacea; Phlebobranchia; Cionidae. The record is from RefSeq and is a predicted model, not a curated record.
UUAUUAAUUGUUGAAAACACGAUCAGGAUAUUUGGAUAUAUUGUGAUAAGGUGUCCCAUCUUACCCCAUAAUACUAUAUAUUCAAUUCAAUAAAACUAUCUGUACCCCAUUUAAAAAAAUGACCUUUUCUCUAUUAAAUUUGAGCUCACAAAAUUGUAAACACGCUGCGGGCAUGCACGACUGGUGUCGUGACGUCAGCUAAUGGCUCGCGGUUCGACCAAAAGGCAGAAAUAGAAACAAAUUAAAUCCGAUCGUUUCCGUGCUACCUACGUGCAACACCGGAUAGGGCUCGAAUAGGAAGUCACGUGAUAAAAAAACUUAUCCUCUCAAGCGCUGGGAAAAGUCCACUCGUGAGAAUGAAAAUUCAAAGUCGAGAUACUGAUUCAUUUACUACUGAUCGUCAAUUUUUGUUUUGAAAAAAAUAUGAACGGAAAAAAAAUUCUUCUCUGCCAAGUUGGAAUUCUAGUUCUUGUAGUUACAAUAGCGAAUACUCAGAAUUACGGAAUCGAUUGCGACUUUGACCGCAAUAUGUGCGGCUGGAGGAAUGCGUUAAAAUAUGAAAACGUCGAUGAUUUUAAUUGGAAACGAGGAUACGGCUCGAAUGGAAAGCAGAAGGGUAGUGGGACCAACGACGACCACGGCGGGGGUGGUGGAUACAUGUACAUUAAGUCGAAGAAUCGAAUGAAUCGAACCGCAAAAUUUCUCAGUCGAUCUCUAACAACGACUAGUUUUACUUGCUUUAAAUUCUGGUAUUUCAUGAAAGGUAGAAAUAUGGGGCAUGCGGCAGUCUACUUGGCAAAAGACCGACUGCAUCUUGACAAUUCAAAUAAUCCUUUAUGGAACUUGAGAGGUCACCAAGGAAAUGCAUGGAGGCAAGCCAAGGUCCCCCUGCCACCCCAGAAAAACAGCAUCAUAGUUAUCGAAGCUUUUGAUUGGAAGGUCGGUCGUAGUGGGAACAUUUUACUUGAUGAUGUUAGUUUAAAUCAAGUAACAGGAACCAACGAAUGUCAAGUUCAACCAAGCUACGCUGCACCAAAACCUUCAACAACAACAACAACAACAACAGCGACAACAACGCAAACAACACAAACAACAACAGCAACAACAGCGACAACAACGCAAACAACAACAGCAACAACUACAGUAAAAACAAAAUCAACAACAGCAAAUAAAAGGUUUGAAUCCAAUACUACCAGAACAACGUCCUACGAUUUUCAACCAAAUUCUACGCUAGCCAUGAAACCAAUGACAACACCAAAAACGAUUUCAUUGUUUAACAUUACAAGUCCUGCAACAAGCCCGAGCAAAAACUCUACAAAGACCGAUCCCAACUCGGCUCAAAUUGCUGGCACGAAAGACCAGAGCUAUAUCUAUAUAGUGGUGGGCGUUCUAGGCGCUACUAGUAUUCUAGCAGUAGCUUUGUUAAUCUAUGCAAGACGAAGAAAGAAGUUGCCACGGUCCAUGUAUGAUGAUAAUGUUUCAGUUACCGUCAGCCGCAUGUAUCCCGAUCACGUUACUAUUACAAGGAGUAGCGACUACAGCAAGCUGAAAUCGAUGGAUUAAAUUAAUCCCUAAUGUAAAAAUCGUUUGCAUCAAAUGUAUAUAUAGUAAAGUGGGGGAGAUUGGACACUUUUUCAUUCUGUUUUCUCGUCCUAUUAAAGGUAGUAAAUAAAGAACAUUUAAAGAGUUAUAAAUUGGUAUCUUCACUACUCCCAACAGCAUUGUUAAUUGUUUAAAACACGAUCGAGAUAUUAUGUGCUAAAGGUGUCCCAUCUUACCACACAGUACUGUAUCUCGCAAACCUGUGUAAAUGUUUUUAUUUCUAUUGAUAAUUAUACUACCAUACUGCAAAUUAAAAUAA